Messenger RNA from Drosophila bipectinata, 895 nucleotides. RefSeq names its product Jonah 25Bii (gene Jon25Bii). NCBI's taxonomy places the organism in Eukaryota, Metazoa, Arthropoda, Insecta, Diptera, Drosophilidae. The record is from RefSeq and is a predicted model, not a curated record. Gene Ontology annotation, molecular function: serine-type endopeptidase activity. Gene Ontology annotation, biological process: proteolysis.
ACUCCAAAAAGCAACAUGAAGCUGUUCCUCGCUGUUUUGGCUUUGGCCGUCGCCUCCGCCACCGCUCUGCCCAAGAAGCCCGUGCGCCCGGUGCCCGUUAAGGACGCCAUCCUGGGAUCCGGAUCCGGUUCGAUCGAGGGCCGCAUCACCAAUGGAUACCCAGCCUACGAAGGCAAGGUGCCAUACAUUGUUGGUCUGGGCUUCAGCAGCGGCGGCGGCGGAUGGUGGUGCGGUGGCUCCAUCAUUGGCAACUCCUGGGUGAUCACUGCUGCUCACUGCACCCACGGUGCUGACUCCGUGACCAUCUACUACGGUGCCCUGUGGCGCCUCCAGGCCCAGUACACCCACACCGUCGGCAGCGGCAGCUUCCGCCAGCACGAGCACUACAACACCAACAACCUGAACAACGACAUCUCCCUGAUCAACACCCCUCACGUUGAUUUCUGGCAUCUGGUCAACCGGGUUGAGCUGCCCAACGGCAACGAGCGCUACAACAACUUCGAAGGCUGGUGGGCUCUGGCUUCCGGAUGGGGUCGUCCUUGCGACAGCUGCGGUGUGUCUGACUACCUGAACUGCGUCGACUCCCAGAUCAUCAGCCGCAACGAUUGUGCUGGUGUGUACGGAUCCGAAGUUGUCACCGACAAUGUCAUCUGCACUUCCACCCCUGGUGGCAAGUCCACCUGCGCUGGUGACUCUGGCGGUCCCCUGGUUAUCCACGACGGAAACAAGCUUGUCGGUGUCACCUCCUUCGUGGCCGCCAACGGAUGCACCUCCGGCCUGCCCGAUGGUUUCACCCGUGUCACCAGCUACUUGGACUGGAUCCGCGACCACACUGGCAUUUCCUACUAAAUUAGAUUUAUUUCUUUUUUGAAAUAAAAUUUUUAGAAUAAAAUUA